Aspergillus tubingensis is the source of this 1914-nucleotide messenger RNA. RefSeq names its product ankyrin repeat-containing domain protein. The coding region runs from base 1 to 1914 and encodes 637 amino acids. NCBI's taxonomy places the organism in Eukaryota, Fungi, Ascomycota, Eurotiomycetes, Eurotiales, Aspergillaceae. The transcript has 9 exons. The record is from RefSeq and is a predicted model, not a curated record.
AUGACCACCUCCCACUGGGCGAGAGCCCUCUCCGCCCUCCCAGACAAAGAUCAGCGCAUGUUUCCCACGUCAGGCAUUGCAUCACCACCAGUCUCACAGACAUUGACCGACAUCAUCACUGCAAUCGAAAUGCAGCGCGAUCGUUGCAAACGCCACAAAUGGUCGACCACCACCAUCGGUGGCAAGGAGAUCAUCAUUCGUGAUUUUGCCAGUGUGGUCGAUAUCGUUGUUUCCUAUGACCCGGUCCAUGCGGCACUACCUUGGGCAGGAGUGCGCUUUGUGCUUCAGCUGUUCUUGAACGGAAUCGAAACUUUCGGUGCUAUUGUGGAGGGGCUCGAGACGUCUGUGAGGGUCAUUGCGCGGGGUGGAAUACUCGAAGGUUCAUAUUAUCAGAAGAACUCUGCGCUGAGUGAAGCAAGACAGGCCUUGCAAGAUGAAAUCGUCAAGUGCUAUACAGCGGUCUUGAAAUUUUUGUCUCUGGCGAGGAAAUAUCAUCAGUGCUCGCGAACGAAACGUGCGGUUACCUUUAUGUCCAAAGACGAUUUUAGACACUGCACCAAGGACAUAAAGAGUGCCGAGCAGCAAUUUCUGAUACAGGAGGGGCUCGCUGAUAGCGAAGAUCUAGGUAAUAUCGAGACACACGUUUUGCACAUCAUCCUUAUAGCUACAUCAACGGCGGACCAGGUCAAUGAUAUGAAAGCAAAACUAGAAAAAGCCCUCCUGGACCUUGAUAAGCCAGUAACACGAGUUGUGGAUCAAGUUUCCGACCUUCAUCGAGCUUUGAAAGACAACGAGAGGGACCAAACCCUGAGCUGGAUAUCAGAUGUCCCGGCUCAGAAACAUUAUCGUGAGGCAUCAGCAUCGCUGAUGCCAGGCUCUGGAGAAUGGCUUUUCCGUCACCCUGAAUUCCAGGCAUGGAGCAAUUCUAGUAGCUCUGAGGUGCUUUGGUUGCAUGGAACACCCGGCUGCGGAAAGUCCAAGAUCGCUGCUGCUGUCAUACAGCAUUUACGCCUUCAAGCUGGUAAAGUACAGCAUUCCCUGCCGAUAAUACACUUUUUAUGCUCGAGAAACCCGGCGGAACCAGAGCGUGGCGAUGCUCGGGAGGUACUCCGAUCAAUCAUAAAGCAGCUUUCUCUAACCACCAGCAACGACCUGAUGAGGACUCCAGUCGUCGAGGAGUAUCGGAAACGCCUUCAAGAAGCAAACUACUAUGGUGAAGAGCCAGCUGCUUUGUCUGUAGAAAGGUGUACCGAGCUUUUGUGUGAGCUUGGCCAGUCAGCCCCAGUCAUGCUAAUUAUCGAUGCUCUUGAUGAAUGUGAUUCACAGCAGCGUAUAAUACUGCAGCAAUCUCUCGAAGAAAUGCGUCAGAGCUGUCGCGAUCUGGUCAAAAUAUUUAUCUCCAGUCGAUACGAAGAGGAUAUUGCUACUGGAUUCAGACAGAAACGGACUCUUUGUGUGACACCGCAAGACACUGAAGGUGAUCUCAAACACUUCAUUGAUCUCCGUGUGAGCAAAUUUGUGUCAAGAUGGGCCGAUCUACACAGCGAGGCAAGCGAUAGACUACAACAGCUGGAGAAGGACCUGAAAGAGACACUUAUUACUGGAGCACAAGGAAUGCUCGCUCAUCCGACGGUUCGAAAAUAUCUCGAAUCCGUUGAGAUCUAUCGCGAUAAAGAAGUGUGCUAUAGCAUGGCCCUGAGGUGCCUGGGUGCAUAUCUGGGCGAAGAUUGUGGUGAAAAUGGAUUUCUCAAAUACGCUACAAACUAUUGGCCAUCUCAUGUGGAGGACCUUGGGUGUGCACCCCAAAGAGCCAAAGUUGUUCCUCGUCUCACAGAAUUCUUUACAAAAGAAGAGCACUUUGAUGACUGGCUGGACAAUUUCGAGCUACAGCAGAGAGAAGGCAGUUCUAGGUAG